AUGUUUAUUAAAGAACCGGGUGAUCACACUGACAUUUUCUUCGGUGUUCUUUAUAUGCAGAUUAUCUUGGCCGAUCAAGACUCCAAAAUGCAGCUCAGCGCUCUUCAAGAGGCCAUGUUGGAUUGCCUCAAGAAUGACAGCAGCGCAGUCUUUGACUCUGGUGGACUCCCGACAUGUCCCGGCGUCUGGGACGGAAUCCUAUGCUGGCAACCAGCUCCUGCAGGGACCAUGGCCCAGGUCAACUGCCCGGACUACGUCUACGGCUUCGACAAACGAGAAAUGGCCACCAAGUGGUGCACGGAGAACGGAACGUGGUACGUGAGUCCAGAGCACGGCCAGCCCUGGACCAACUACACUCGCUGCUUCCCGCAGGGCGCAACCAUGCCCUCCGAGAACAUCUCCCUCUUCGAGCCCCACCUGCCGACCAUCAAGCUCAUUUCCAAGGUGUGCUACACAGUGUCCGUGGUGACGCUCCUAGCCGCCUUUCUCAUCCUGGCUUCCAUCAAGAGGCUCCGCUGUCCCCGGAACAGCCUACACAUGCAUUUGUUCAUUUCCUUCAUCCUGAGGGCGCUGGCAUUCCUGCUUAAGGAUGCACUCUUUGUCGACGGCGUCGGACUUUCGACUAACGUGGACUUCAACGAAGAGAACGUGGACUGCAAGGUGUUCACGAGCUUCUGGCACUAUGUGCUUAUGGCCAACUACUCCUGGAUCCUCAUGGAGGGACUGUAUCUGCACAGUCUCGUCUUCCUCGCCUUCUUCACUGACAGUUCGGGGAUUUUACGCUACGUGGCACUCGGCUGGGGCCUCCCCGUGUUGUUCAUCAUUCCCUGGGUCGUGGUGCGAGCGACGCUGGAUGACACCCUUUGCUGGACAACCAACGUCAGGCAAGACUUGUUCUGGAUCAUCCGAGGACCAAUCACAGCGUCCAUCGUGGUGAACUUCUUUCUCUUUCUUAACAUCACGCGGGUUCUGUUCGCUAAACUCUUCGCUUCACAGACGCCUCAGGCACGAAAGUACCGCUACAGGAAAUGGUUCAAGUCCACGCUGGUUCUUGUCCCAUUGUUCGGGGCGCACUAUGCUUUCCUGCUGGGAAUGUCCCUGGCUGCCGCCGGGGACCUCGUGGAGUUGAUAUGGCUCUACGUUGACCAGCUCUUCUCUUCAUCUCAGGGGUUCGUGGUGGCGCUGCUCUACUGCUUUUUGAACGGCGAGGUGCAGACGGAGCUGCGCAAGUUCUUCCAGAGAUGGCGCUGCGACCGUCGCGGUCCGGGCUGCGGGGAGAAGCAGCUGCAGCACCGGCACUCGCUCUUCAGCCAGUCGGUCACUUUCCUCAGCAGAGGUCGGAGUUCCAUCCAAUCGCUGCACUCCGUUGAUAGGAGAGAAGGCGUAGCCAAGAGCCCGUCUCCAAACUCAAUCAAGAGUAGGAUGAGCCAGCGGCUGCUGAGCAACGCCGACCAGGAGUCGCUGGGUGCGGUCAAGAGGAUGUCCAUUCCGGAGUACCAGGACCCAGCCAAGCGGACGCCCGAGGACAAGAGAGGCAGCCAGCGAAAACUCAACGGAGGCUAUGCGAUCCGCUGGGAGUGCCACGAUGCCGACUCGGACGGCGGUGCACUAGCCGACACGAGCGAAGAUAACCUUCUCGAAGGGGUUAUCCAGAAAGAGACGUGCCUCUAA
Ixodes scapularis (black-legged tick) is the source of this 1671-nucleotide messenger RNA. Its product is annotated as parathyroid hormone/parathyroid hormone-related peptide receptor-like. Lineage: Eukaryota; Metazoa; Arthropoda; Arachnida; Ixodida; Ixodidae. Gene Ontology annotation, molecular function: peptide hormone binding; G protein-coupled peptide receptor activity. Gene Ontology annotation, cellular component: plasma membrane. The record is from RefSeq and is a predicted model, not a curated record. Bases 1 to 1671 code for a protein of 556 amino acids. Gene Ontology annotation, biological process: cell surface receptor signaling pathway; adenylate cyclase-modulating G protein-coupled receptor signaling pathway. The transcript is spliced from 13 exons.